AUGCUCAGGAGCGAGUUUGGGUGGAGCGAAAUAGUGUGCGGCCUUCGCACGACCUGCCUUAGCAACCUACGCCUGGUCUUCCUGCCGCCUAACACGACGGCCUUCACCCAGCCGCUCGACCAGGGGAUAAUUGCAACCGCCAAGGCGCGCUACCGCCAGCACUGGUUGCGGGCCUUCACGGCGCUAUGGAACGCGGACGGAGCCACCAGCGCCGCCGCGCGGUUUCGCCCGAAUCUGCGCGACGUCCUGGCGUGGCUCUCGGACGCGUGGACCGGCAUCGGUCCGCGCACCAUCCAGCGGUGCUGGUGGCGUACGGGGUGCCUCCCGCAUUCGUGGGCCAUGGAGCUGCCGCACGUGCAUGACGACGAGCCCACCCCGUCCGCCUAUCCCGACAUCGAGCUUGAUGACGAGAUAGGCGACGUCGGGACUCUCAUCUCUGGGCUUCGUCUCGGGCAUGGGGCGAUGUCCGCGGCUGAUUACGUGGCCAUCGACGAUGGUGAGCCGACGUGCGCCGAGGGCGCGGCGGAUCCGACUGAGCCGGAUGCGGGCUGGGGGGUGGAAAUGUGGGAGGCGACCACCACCAUACAGGCCGUGUAUGAGGAUGCCGACCCCGUGAGCCGUGAAGCGCGUCGCACGGCUCGAGCGGCGUGCGAGAUGCUCAUUGGCUAUGCGCGCGCCAUCAGCAUCCAGCCGCGCGACCUGUGCCACCUUUUCGACAUCCGCAACCCGGUGAUCAUUGCGCGCAUGGAGCGGGCGAGCCCGCCCAUUAAUCUCAACGUGACCCCGCCGGCCGCGCGCACGCCAGGCGCAACACCGACGCCCGACACCCCGCGUCCGCGGGGCCGAGUGCUGCCUGGCUGGAUGACCCAGCCUUCCCGCCGUCAGCAGCUGCUGGACGCCGGUGUUGGCGCCGUGAUGGGCGGGUACACAGACGAGGCGGAGUGGAUGCGUCUGUGA
Molecule: messenger RNA, 957 nt
Organism: Closterium sp. Yama58-4
Lineage: Eukaryota; Viridiplantae; Streptophyta; Zygnematophyceae; Desmidiales; Closteriaceae
Source: the annotation of a GenBank genome assembly